Molecule: messenger RNA, 1951 nt
Organism: Morus notabilis
Lineage: Eukaryota; Viridiplantae; Streptophyta; Magnoliopsida; Rosales; Moraceae
Product: senescence-associated carboxylesterase 101
Exons: 5
Coding region: 138-1844 (568 amino acids)
Biological process (GO): defense response; lipid metabolic process
Molecular function (GO): carboxylic ester hydrolase activity
Source: RefSeq, a predicted model, not a curated record
UAAAUAAGUUUUCAGUUUCAUCUUCCAUUAAUGGGCCAAUAACUUCUCAAGAUAUUUUAUUUUAUAUAUAUAUAUAUAUAUUUACACACAUACACACGCGUUUCUCCUUCUGCUCUCUCUCCUCCAUCCCAAAGAAGAUGAAGCUUUUCAGCACUGGGUUGGAACAAGCAAAUCUGCUGAUCAACAGUAAUAUACUGCUAUUGUUAUGGAACGAUAUCUCAGAGCUUUACAAGGACUUCAAUAAUGCUCAUGAUCACUCAUCUUCGAGUCUCAGAUUCAAUUUGCGCUACGACCACCAAAAGAAAUUCACUGUGAUUACAUUUGUUACUAAGCCCGAUUUUGCCACACACCAGCUUCUUCAAGAAGGUGCUGAUUUGGUCCCGUCUUCGUCGUCGAUUGCCGCGGAAAGUUUCGCUCUUUUUGGAUUUCUACGCCGAAAGGCCGAUUUCGCCGUUGACAGAGCUGCCAUUACCCUCUUUGACCGCCACCGACACCAGCUUUCUCAGCUGAAAAAUGAGAUAAACUAUUCAUACCCAAUAAUUGUCACUGGACACUCUCACGGAGGCUCAAUUGCUUCGCUCUUCACGUUAUGGCUCCUGGAAAGCGUCAACUUCUCAAACACCAAACGCCCAAUUUGUGUCACAUUUGGUUCACCCCUUAUCGGUGACAGCAACCUGCAAAAGACCCUGUUUCUAUUCUCUCCUUGGAACUCUUGCUUCCUUCAUGUGGUCUCAAAACAAGAUCCAGUACCUAGGAAGCUCAUAAACCAUAAUGCUAAUGACUACAAGCCAUUUGGGACAUUCCUCCUGUGUUCCAAUUUGGGCUGUUCUUGUUUUGAGGAGCCCGAUACCAUUCUUAAAUUGUUGGGGACAACUGCCUCAGAAGGUUCCGAUCAAGGAGGUGAUUAUGGAAACAUUUUGGAAACUCUUAAACGCAAGGCCUUAUUCAAGAAUGUAUUGGACGCCGACUGGGCUAGUAGUCCGUAUGCAGCAGGCAUUGUUACACAACUCUCAGCAAUAGAGCAGUAUAACCUGAAUGAAGACAUAAACCCACUGGUUGAAUGGAUAGAGAAACAGGAAAUGAAGUUCCUAAUGGGAAAAAGGAAAGUUAAUCCUGACAAGAAGUUGAACGAGUCCAAAAUAAAUAUGGCGAAACUCGAAUGGUACAAGAAGACCUCCAAGGAUAAGGGAAUUGGAUACUAUGACAGCUACAAAAACAAGAGCUUUAUGAGUGACAUAAACGUUGAGGAGAUUGUUAAAAGAUUGAUCAACUACUGGACAGACGUGGUUGAAGAAGCAGACAAGCAGCCUCAGGAAGAUGGAGCCUCCCUACGGACUCGAUGGCUUUUCGCUGGUAUAACCUAUAUGAAGAUGGUUGAGCCACUUUACAUAGCCGAUUACUACCAUGAGAAUAGUCCUCCGGACUAUAAAAGUCACGGAAGGCUUGAACACUUAACCCGCUUGGAGCAAUUGUCCGCUGCAGCGAAGAAGACCAAUAAGAGCAUUUCAAUUGAGAAAAGAAAGAAUGUUGCUCAUAUUCUGACUGAAGAUUCUUGCUUUUGGGCAAAAGUUGAGGAGGCUAUCAAUUUAUGCAAAUUGAUGAAGAAAGAAGAAGCAAGUGUUGAAGAGAAGAAAACUUGCGAUGAGAAGUUGAAGAAGUUUGAGAAAGAUGUGCUGGUUUUGCUCAAAAACUAUUCAGUGUCUCCUGAGAUAUUCUUGGGAGGAAGCAGCUUCAUGGACUGGUGGAAAGGUUACAAGGACGCUAUGGGAAGAUCCUAUUCCUCAGAACUCACUAAAUUCAUGGUGAGUCGAAAAUAUAAAGACUAUUCCGAAGGGAAGUUCUGAAUUAUAGAUUAUUGUUACCCAAAUCUCACUUCAUUGUGCUACAUUUACUAGUCAACUAAGUCUAAUAAAUUGUAACGAUGAAAUUUGGAUAAAUUUUGCAUUCUUCA